This is a messenger RNA of Misgurnus anguillicaudatus (oriental weatherfish), 2930 nucleotides long. Its product is annotated as E3 ubiquitin/ISG15 ligase TRIM25. Gene Ontology annotation, molecular function: zinc ion binding. The record is from RefSeq and is a predicted model, not a curated record. Lineage: Eukaryota; Metazoa; Chordata; Actinopteri; Cypriniformes; Cobitidae. Gene Ontology annotation, biological process: intracellular transport.
AAUUCCAGGAAAAAUCCUGAAACGAAACUUUGCACAUUCAGUGCUUCAGACACAUUUGUUUGUUAGUGUAUGAGAGAGUAAAAUAUGGCCGAGGCCUCAGAGCUCACUUUAAGCGAUCAGAAAUCUCUCAUCUGCAACAUUUGUUUGGAUCUUUUAAACACUCCUGUGACUAUUCCCUGUGGACACAGUUUCUGUAAGGACUGUAUUACAGCUAUAUGGGAGCAGCAGGUGGAUCAUGAAGGUUGUCCUCAGUGCAGUCAGACCUUCAGCAGAAGACCUCAUCUCAUCUCAUGUGUCAUACUGAAGGAUCUGAUCGAGAAACUGAGGAGCAGGAAACCUCAAACUGAUGCCGAAGACCAUGAUGUGAGGUGUGAUGCUUGCUCGACCAGAAGAGUCAAAGCCAUCAAAUCCUGUCUCACCUGUCUCUCUUCUUAUUGCACACUUCACACUGAACAACACAAUGACCUGCACAAGGGGAAGAAACACCAACUUAUUGAAGUUACUGAUCUACAGAGACAGAUGUGUCCUCAACAUGGCAAACUGCUGGAGUUAUUCUGUCGUACUGAUCAUCAGUGUAUCUGUCUGCUUUGUGUAGUGGAUGAACACAAGAACCACAACAUCAUCUCAGCAUCUGAUGAAAGAUCAGAGAAACAGGGAAAGUUAAUGGAGACACUUGUGAAGUUUCUGCAGAAAGUCCAGGACAGAGAAAAUGAAAUAAAAGAGCUAAAAAAUACUGAAGAGUCUAUAAGACGUUCAGCACAGACGGCAGUAGCAGAAUGUGAGCGAAUAUUUCCAGAGAUCAUUUGCUCCCUUCAGAAAACAUGCUGUCGAGUUAAAGAAGUGGUUUCAGAUAAAGAGAGCUUUUGUCUCAAGAACAUUAAUGGACUUCAGGUGAAAGUACAACAGGAGAUCACUGAUAUGAAGAUGAAGAUUUCUGAGAUCAAUCAGCUUUUGUCCACUGAAGAUCACAUUUACUUCCUCCAGAAUGAUCCAUCUCAGGGUAAAGAACUCAUAUCUAAAGAUUGUGAAGAUCCUUCCAGCAUUUCUUUACAUCAAGAUGCUCCUUUUCACAAUGUAAAGAUGAUGAUUUCUGCAAUGCAAGAGCGUUUGAUGGAUGUAAGCAAGGAGAUGGAGAUCAAGAUAUCUACAGAAGAAGUCUGGAGUUCUGCUGGUGGAUAUAAAACUUUGCAUGAUUUUAAACCCAGAUCCACACAAAGAUAUUCCCAGUGUGGCCAGAUUGAUGUAUUUCAAUUUGGAAAACCAAUGAGAGCAUUUAGCUUUAAUUUACAGUAUGUUCCUGAACUUUCAUCUGUACCAAGCCAGAGCCAAACAUCUUUUGAAACAGAUAAUAAACAAGAAAUGUCUUGGGUAAAUGUUCCGUUCUUUAAGCCAGCUGUGCCAUUACCUGACCUUGUUGUGGUCUCGACAGGAGAAGAGGAUGAGCGAGUCCUUUUCAGGCACCGGGCCAAACUGUACUGCUUUCAUAAAGAAUUACGUGUGUGGAAGGAAAGAGGUGUAGGAGAUCUGAAAAUACUUCAGAAUUAUCAAACCAAACACACAAGACUUGUGAUGAGAAGAUCACAGGUCCUUAAAUUAUCUGCAAACCAUUACAUUACUUCAGACAUGAAGCUCGAGCCAUUAAAAGACAGCAGGAGAGGGUGGGUAUGGAUGGCCUAUGAUUUUGCUGAAGACGUGGGAAUGGUGAAACUGUUUGCUGUGCGGUUUAGACUUCAGGAGACUGUAGAUGCUUUUAAAGAAAUCUUCGAAGAUGCCCAGGAAACAAAAAGCAUGUUUUCAUGAAGAAAAGAAGUGAUGAAGUUGAUAGGACACUGAAGCAGCAUUCAUUUCUUUUCUCAGGUGUAAACAGACUCACAGAAAGAUUCUCAUAAGAUUAAUAGCCUUAUAUACAAACAGACACAAAGGAAGAGACAAGAUUCUUAUGAUGUGUCAACCAAACUAUUACAGAAAUGACAGAAGUCUACAAUAUUGCUAUUCAUCUUGUUUGCCUUCAUACGCCUGUUGUGUUUACACACUGAAUAUGAUCAAUAGUCACAGACUUCAAAGUUCACAGAGAAACAGACCUAUCUAGUAGACAUUGACAUAUGUAUAAUAUUUAGAUGCUGAGAUGAUACCACCAACCAGCAGUUGCUUUUUUCCGUUUGAUUUUUUUCUCAUUCUUCAUACAUCUCAAGCACUUUGGUUUUUCUUUUUGCUAUAUGUUUUUUUAACCUUCAGUUUUUUGUUAUGCAGCAUUUAGGACAGAUAGUGGUAUGUGGAAAAAUGAUGCCUUUAUUCAUGAAAUUUGGGUGUAGCAUUUUUACAUUUUGGUUAUAUAUUAAAUCAUAGUAUAGUAUAUUAUUUGUGUUGUGCUACUGAAAUGUUUUGUUUUGUUUUUAAGGACUGCUCAUGCUUUGGAGAGUGAUUGUAAAAAACAAGCUUGGUUAAUUUGCUUGUUAAUAAUGUUUUGUCUGGUAAAUGAUUAAAUGGUUCCAACCGGCAAAUUGUCAAUUUAUUAUUGUCAAAAAAAAAAAAAUGUAGUGAUAUACAUAUUUUCUACAUAUAUAUUUCUAAAUAUGUUUACAAAAACACCCUAUAAUAAUUCAAAGGACCAGACUCAAUUAUUUCUCUUAUACCACAGUUACCAUAAACAUUGCUCUGGUGCCUAUUUUUUAAGACAUUUUACAGGUUAGGUGUGUGGUUUACAGAAAAAUAACCAACACCCAUUGACCAUUUCUCAGCCAAUCAGCAUUCAAUUACAGGCCCGUAGUUUUACAAUUUAAAACCAAAAAUAUUUUAAAGCAUUUAUAUUCACGUCGCAUUGGACGAAAAUUUGUGUAUGUUAUAAACCUGUAAACGUAUAAAAACCUGUAAAAGUAUAUUUCCAACUGCAAAGAUAUACUUUUAUAAUUUUACUUUAUACAAACUUUUAU